CGCUGUGGUGUCCCUGACGAAGGCGCCGUGGCUGCGCAGGGAUGUCGCUGCGCAAGGGCGCGCCUCCUCCUCCGUGGCGGCUGCUGCCGGUGGCGCUCCUCGCGGCCGCCUGCGCGCUCGCCGCGGCCGCCUCCGACGGCGCCGGCGCCGCCCCCGACGCCGCCCCCAGCGCCUCGCCGGGCCAGCUGCCGCCGUCCCCGGGUCUCGGCGACCGCGAAGACGACGACGCCGCCGGCGACGCCGACGCCGCCCUGGACGAGCUGCUGCUGCCCCGACAGGGCCGCGCCGCCAGGGACAACUUCCUCCGCUUCGGGAAGGCCGCCAGGGACAACUUCCUCCGCUUCGGCAGGGCGCCCAGGGACAACUUCCUGCGCUUUGGGAAGGCCAGCAGAGACAACUUCCUGCGCUUUGGAAGGGCGCCCAGAGACAACUUCGUCCGCGCCGCAUCCAACUUCUUCCGCCUCGGCCGCCCUGACCCCGACGCACAGGUGUCGCUGGAGGAGGAAGCGCUGGCGGCGCGCCUGGCGCGGGAGGACGGCGAGGCGGAUUCGGAGGCGGAGGCGGAGGCGGACGGUCUGGGAGCGGAGGAAGAGCCGUCGCUGGAGCGCCUGCUGCGCUUCGCCCGGGACAGGAACUUCCUGCGCUUCGGCCGCGGGCGCCCAGACAACUUCGUGCGCUUCGGCAGAGGCGGCGACGACGGCAGCGGCGACGACGACAACGACGACCGCGACGGCAGCCAGGCGCCCACGCACCUCGGCCAGGAGGAAGCGGCGGCGGCUGCGGCCGCGUCGGCGGCUGCCGUGGCGGCGGCGGCGGAGGCCGAGUCGGAGGCGUCGACGGAGGGCGCGCGGGCGGCGGAAGAGGGCGCGGAGGCGGCGGACGAACACCUGCAGCGCGUAGGGCGCGCCGCGCGGACGCGCAACCUCUUCGGCCGCUGGAAGAUGGCCGACCUCAACUUCAUCCGCCUCGGACGCUCCGCCUCCGCUGGUGCCGCCGGCCCCGCCGGAGCGCUCCUGCCCGCGCCCGCCAAGCGCAGCGGCACGCCCCCGCGCCCCGGGCGCUCGCAGGUGGGGCGCACCGCCGGCCACGUGGACAACUUCCUGCGCCUGGGCAACGGCAAGCGCGCCAAGCGGUCGGCCGGCGCGUCCGCCCGGCCGGCGUGCGCGCCGCGCCGCCCGGCCUCCCUGCUGGGCGACCUGCCGCUCGCGCCGCUCACCUACUACUCCCCGCUGGCGGUGGGGCUGCCCAACUACCUGCUGGCGCCCGAGCUGGGCCUGCUGCCCGCCGCGGCCGCCGCCGCCCCGGCCAAGCGCGGCCCGGCCGACCGCCAGGGCAGCAACUUCAUCCGCCUGGGCUGA
Gryllus bimaculatus (two-spotted cricket) is the source of this 1358-nucleotide messenger RNA. The record is from the annotation of a GenBank genome assembly. NCBI's taxonomy places the organism in Eukaryota, Metazoa, Arthropoda, Insecta, Orthoptera, Gryllidae.